Molecule: messenger RNA, 3920 nt
Organism: Gymnodraco acuticeps
Lineage: Eukaryota; Metazoa; Chordata; Actinopteri; Perciformes; Bathydraconidae
Product: caspase recruitment domain-containing protein 10
Exons: 24
Coding region: 65-3169 (1034 amino acids)
Biological process (GO): regulation of apoptotic process
Molecular function (GO): protein binding
Source: RefSeq, a predicted model, not a curated record
GAGCUGAAUGGGAUGUACAGGACUUUGGUCUCACUUUCAAAACACUUUCGAGGACAUUUAAGACAUGAGUGGUGUCACAGAUUGGGCGGAGGAGGAGGAGGAGGAGGAAGAUGUGGCUCAGGAGGAGGUUCGAUCGCUCCCCCCCUGGUCGGAGGAGCGCUGUGAGGAGCUUUGGGAUCGAGUGGAGGGGGUUCGGCACAAACUGACCCGCAUCCUUCACCCUGCCAAACUCACCCCGUACCUGCGGCAGUGCAAAGUCAUCGACGAGCAGGACGAAGACGAGGUGCUCAACUCCACUCAGUACCCUCUGCGCAUCAGCAAGGCCGGCCGUUUGCUGGACAUCCUGCGAGGUCAGGGCCCACGAGGUCUCCAGGCCUUCAUGGAGUCGCUGGAGUUUUACCACCCGGACCAGUUCACCCAGCUGACCGGACAGCAGCCCACACAGAGAUGCUCCCUCAUACUGGAUGAGGAGGGUCCGGAGGGUCUGACCCAGUUUCUGCUCCUGGAGGUGCGUAAGCUGAGAGAACAGCUGAGGAACAGUCGGCUGUGUGAGCGCCGCCUCUCUCAACGCUGCCGCAUGGCGGAGGACGAGCGAAGCCGAGCCGAACGUAAAGCUCAGGAGCUGCGUCAGCACCGGCUGCAGCUGGAGAGGUUGCGUCAGGACUGGGAGUCGGCCUCUCGAGAGCUGGGGAAGCUGAAGGACCGGCACCUGGAGCAGGCAGUGAAGUACUCCAGAGCUCUGGAGGAGCAGGGCAAGGCCUCGAGCCGCGAGAGAGAACUGCUGGGGCAGGUGGAGGAGCUGAAGUCCAGGUUGACGGAGGCAGAGAAACAAACCACCGAUCCACCAGGGAAUAACACACUCUCCAAAAGAAACAGUUUGCUCUUCAAUGGACUAAAUGGUUCUCCCCCUGCUCUACCAGAGAAGCCGCUGCACCGCAUCGAAGUUCAGAAAUCGGAAAAUAAAGAGACCAGGAUGAGGGGCUCAGUUCCUGCCACUGGGGUCAGAGCUCUGAUGGACAUCCUGCAGCAGGACCGGCGGGAGGCUGCAGAGCAGAGGCAGGAGCUCUGUGACGUCAUCAGCAGACUGCAGGGGGAGCUGCAGGGCACCGAGGAGGACUGGGACAAGUUGGUGUCGCAGUGCGAGCAUCUGAAGCUGAAGGAGAGAACCCUGCAGCUGGACUGGGAGACGGAGCAGAAGAGGAGUUUAUCUUACUUCAACCAGAUCAUGGAGCUGGAGAAGGAGAGAGACCAGGCUCUGCGCAGUCGAGACAGCCUGCAGCUGGAGUUCACCGACUGUCUGCUGGAUAAGAACCGUCUGCGCAAACGCAUCGCAGAGCUGCAGGCCAACCUGGAGCAGCAGGAGAGAGAGCAGGAGAGAGAGAGGGAGAGGAGCCGGGAGCAGGUGGAGCAGAGCAGCCCCGGCCUGCACUGUUCCCACCUCUCCCUCUGCAGCGAGGACCACUGCUACGGCCCCUGCUGCUCCCUCGGCCUCGACCUCCGACCCCAGGCAAACAGCAGCCGCCUGCGCAAGACGCCCUCAAGUGGCCAAACCAAUGAAAACUCAGAGGGUUCCAGUUUCAACUCAGAGGAGAAUCUCUUGUCAUCGACAGAAGACGAAAAAGAGAUCAACCGUCUCUCCACGUUCCCCUUUCCUCCGUGUAUGAACUCCAUCAACCGGCGAUGCAACAUAGAGUUUGACUUGGAAUCGUGGGGCAGUGAUGAGAAUGAUAACAUUACAGGAGAGCCGAGUGAACCGUCUCUGUGGGAUUCCUGGAACUCCCUUCACUCUCACCUCUUCCCUCCGGACCUCGUCAACCUGCCGGCCGCCUCUCCACACCAACACAACCUCAGCGUUCCCAGGAUUCCCUCCCGCUCCCCGUCCUCCAGCCCCCCCGUCUCCCCGAGGAAGAGGAAAGCCGGUCUGGCGGACGACAUCACGAUCGUGGGAGGAAACCAGACGGGGAUCUUCGUCAGCCGCGUGAGAGCUGGCUCCCCCGCGGAGCUGUGUGGACUGAAGGAGGGCAGUGAGCUGCUGGAGCUGGAGCGGAUCUUGUUUGGGGGGGGCAGUGUCUCGCUGGGUCAGUGCACCGCUGAGGUCGCACACUUCUCUCUGCAGUGGUGGGCCGACCCUUCGUCUCUCAAACACCGGAUCAACACAGAGGGAUACUCCGAGCUGCGCUCCCAGCUCUCCUCGCCUUCUUUUAAAGGCGUCGACUCCUUCUACGUGCGGGUCAAUCUCAACAUGGAGCCUCACGGGGACCCUCCGUCUCUGGGUGUGUCCUGCGAUGAUAUUGUACACGUCAGAGACACAAGACACAAUGAGAAGUAUAAUUGGCACUGUUCCCUGGUGGAUCCACGCACAACCAAGGCCCUGCAGGCAGGAACCAUGCCCAACUACAACAGGGCACAACAGUUGUUACUUGUAAGGUUACGAAAAAUGGCGCUGGAGCAAAAAGACUUCAAGAGGAAGUUCCUGAGGAAAGCGCCCUGUCGUGUACGAUUAGUCAAGGCAGUGGAUCCCGCUGGCCGUGGGAAUGGUUCCACAAAGCAGGUCCUUUACACACUCAGCAAACGUCACGAGGAGCACUUGAUCCCGUACAGCUUGGUGCAGCCGGUGCAGGUUCAGACGAAGAGGCCGGUUAUCUUCUCCCCCUCUCUUCUCUCUCGGGGUCUCAUCGAGAGGCUGCUGCAACCUGCCGAGUCUGGUCUGAAGUUCAACACCUGCCCACCAGAACCUAUCCAGGCUUCAGAGAAACGAGACAAGAAAGUGUUCCUGUUGGAUUCCAGCAUUCCCGAGCAGGCUCUGGGAAUACGGCUGCAGUCGAUACAGGAAGUCAUCAGCCAGGACAAGCACUGUCUGCUGGAGCUGGGGCUGCACAGCGUUGAAGGCUUAUUGAGACAGGGGAUCUACCCCAUCGUCAUCCAUAUCCGCCCUAAGAACAAAAAGCACAAGACGCUGAGGAAGUUGUUCCCGCGGUGUGGGGAGGACAGCGUGAUGGAGGAGGUGUGCCAGGCGGAGGAGCUGCAGCUGGAGACCCUUCCUCUGCUCUACUUCAGCCUGGAGCCGAGCACCUGGAGCUGCACGGACGAGCUGCUGGCCGCCAUCUGCAACACCAUCCACAGCCAGCAGAGGGCGGUGGCCUGGAUCGAGCUGGAUAGACUGCAGUAGAGGAGAGAGAAAUCAGAAUGAGAAUACCUUUAUUAGUCCCACAGAAGGGACAUUUACAUUGUUCCAGCAGAAAAGAGCCAAAGACAGGAUAUGGAGAGGUGCAGGAAUGAGUCCUAAAACCUGGGAAUAAGUUAACAUGUUGACACUUCUGGCUCCCUCGUCGUGAAGUCAAUGUUUUUUUUAUUAGAUUCGUGAAAAAUAUCUGUAGUUUUUAAAAGUUUUUUUCUAUGACAUAAAACACAUCAGUAAAUACCCCAUUAGUGAAUUUUCUAACAAUUGUCUAAAUGAGACAGGUUUCUCUUAGACACUUAAACUAUGGUGUUGGAUCAUUCUGCUAUUCGAAGAUCAAUGUAUGUGUUGUCUCUGAGGAAGCCCCAUUUGUGCAUUCGUGCAACAUAUAUAUUUUUUUAAUAUUCAUCUAUAUAGCCGAGCUGGACUGGCUACAAUGUGAACAAAUGUAAAACAGAAACUUGACCAACACAAGAAAAGAACAUCAUUCAUAAUGCCCUUUCACUUGUUUCCAUUCAGACAGAUAACUACACUUAAAACGGUAUAAACCUGCAAACUUUAGGAGGAAUGCUCAAGGGGUCACACAAGAUGCCCACUGUUUGGGCAUUUGAGGACAUGGGGGGGGGGGACGGACAUAUUACAUUACAUUGCAUUUAGCUGACGCUUUUAUCCAAAGCGACUUACAAUAAGUGCAUUCGACAAACUUGAAGAAAACAGAAUCAUAAAAGUACAUCAGGUUUCA